AUGAACUCGCUAUACAACCAAGCGCUACGGCAAUUCUCCUCCAUCCAAUCGGACAUUUCGCGCAUCGAUUCGGAGGGCGAUUCUGCGCCAUCCACAUCGUUCGGUCCGGUCACCGUCUCGCUCUCCUCCCUCGAGCGGACGAUCGACGAGUACGAGAACCUGGCCAAAAAGGAGCUGAUCCAGUCCAAGCAGGAAAAGGCGCUCACACGCGUAUCGAAGUUUCGCACGGACUAUGCGGAGCUCUCUUCCCAAUUGGCGCGGUUGAAAACGAAAGGUGCUUUGUCCAACGCCAACGGCCAUGGUAGUGGCUCAUCAAUACGAUCGCCCACCAAUCCGGGGUUUGGCGGUCAAAGUGCGAAUCGGCGCGUAAGCGGGAUCGCCGAGUCUCCCUUCAGUUUGCACGCUCGCAACUCGGCCGCCUCACCACCCACCGACCCGCUAGCGGCAUACAAGAUGAACGCUUCCGCAGCAGCCAUGUUCGGCUCCUCGGAGUUUUCGGCACGAGAAAGCCACGCGUUGAGGGAACACUCGUUCAUCCAACAGACCGAGCAACAAUUGGACGCCUUCAUAGCCCAGGGUCGCGAAGUGUUCGGCAAUCUCGUCGAACAAAGAGGGAUACUCAAGGGAACGCAAAGACGGUUGAGAGACGCAGCGAACACCUUGGGGUUGAGCAGAGAUGUCAUCGGGUAUAUCGAAAGGAGGACGUUGCAGGAUAACAUUAUUUUUGCGGUAGGGGCGAUUUUCACGUUGGUCUGCUUUUGGUAUAUCUACAAGUGGUUUGGGUGA
Molecule: messenger RNA, 786 nt
Organism: Kalmanozyma brasiliensis GHG001
Lineage: Eukaryota; Fungi; Basidiomycota; Ustilaginomycetes; Ustilaginales
Product: GOSR2/Membrin/Bos1
Exons: 1
Coding region: 1-786 (261 amino acids)
Biological process (GO): endoplasmic reticulum to Golgi vesicle-mediated transport; vesicle fusion
Cellular component (GO): SNARE complex; endoplasmic reticulum membrane; ER to Golgi transport vesicle membrane
Molecular function (GO): SNAP receptor activity; SNARE binding
Source: RefSeq, a predicted model, not a curated record